Messenger RNA from Lottia gigantea (owl limpet), 1266 nucleotides. RefSeq lists its product as hypothetical. Lineage: Eukaryota; Metazoa; Mollusca; Gastropoda; Lottiidae. The transcript is spliced from 8 exons. The coding region runs from base 1 to 1266 and encodes 421 amino acids. The record is from RefSeq and is a predicted model, not a curated record.
AUGGCACUGAUAGAAAUUUGUUUUUUCUACCUAUUUUGUGUCUCUUCAAUAUCGACAAAUACUGAUUAUGAUGGAGAUGUACAAAACUACGACUCAUAUAAUGAAGGCUUCAAUACAGAUGUAUGUAACUCACCCAUUACACCAUUUAGCACUCCUGAUAAAAGAUUAGCAAGCUAUGUUCUUGGAGAAAACGAAACACCAAUAUCAGACCUAGGCUUAUCAUACGACUGGUAUGGUCAGCCUAACUAUAAGAUGUAUUCUGGUAACAAUCCAGGAACCGACAGAUGUGGAACAGUUCAACAGGUUUAUUUUGAAGAUGAUUCUGAAGCAAGUCAGUCGACUAAUAUAACUCAAUUGUGGGCGUGUGUAAAUUAUAACAAUAGUUGUAAUUACAGGAUCCCUAUUAGUGUGACAUUCUGUGAGCAACUUAAUCAUCAUGUAUAUCGUAUAGAUCCUGCAAUACCUCAAAAUGCCAGCUUUUGUUUAGAAAGAUUCAAUUCACCAUUAAACUACAUCACCGACGUUGAAGUGAUAAUACCACCACCAGUUGAAGUGGCCGGACAAAUGAAAUAUCAGUUCAGAUGUAUGUUCGAUUUAUCGACGAGUGAUAACUAUUGGUAUCACGUCACGUGGUAUAGAGAUGGUCAGAUCAUUAAAAAUGUCCCGCCAAUAUCACAUAGUAACAAUCCAGUUGGUGGGUCGGUACUGGAUGAAACAAUGUUUGGUGGAGGACUUGGCUUUGAGGUACAAUGUGCUUAUGCAGUAAGUCUUCAAGCGGAUUCUGAAACUGGUUAUGUUAAGAAAAGUACUGAGAGAUACGUAGGAAUAGAGCUUCUUACACCAACUGUAAAUAUUGCUGAUGGAAGUAAGUCAGAGAUCAAAGUCAGACCAACAAUUCCAAUAGGUUGUCCAAACUCAAAUCCUGAAUGUUCUCUAUCCGUAAACAUUAUUGAACCACCUUCUUCAACUUCCAGUUGCGAUCCUGAAUCAAGUUUUUCAGAUUGUGGAAUUUCUAUCUCAAGCAGAAACUGGGAUCAGGAGCAUUCAGUUAAAUUAUCUGUAAAUGCAGCAACUCAGUAUGGUGCUAAAUCAGCUAUUAACACUAUUACUCUGAAGACCUCAUCGAGUUUUCCAUCACAUAGUAUAUGGCAAGAUUACAUCAUUGGUACCGUUAGGAUUCGCACCAGUCAAGAUACUACAGCAACUCAAGGAAGGCAUUGUUCGGCUGUUUGUGAUCCCCAUAUGCGUACCUUUGGUGGAUUGUAA